Lathyrus sativus (Indian pea) is the source of this 564-nucleotide messenger RNA. The record is from the annotation of a GenBank genome assembly. NCBI's taxonomy places the organism in Eukaryota, Viridiplantae, Streptophyta, Magnoliopsida, Fabales, Fabaceae.
AUGUCUCGUGUGUAUGUUGGUAAUCUGGAUUCGAGAGUCACGGAGAGGGACCUUGAAGAUGAAUUCCGUGUUUUUGGUGUUAUUCGAAGUGUCUGGGUUGCUCGAAGACCACCUGGCUAUGCUUUUAUUGAUUUUGAUGACCGAAGAGAUGCACAGGAUGCUAUUAGGGAAUUAGAUGGUAAGAGUGGUUGGAGGGUUGAGCUUUCUCACAAUUCUAGAACUGGUGGUGGCGGUGGCGGCGGCGGCGGUGGUGGUCGUGGUCGCGGCGGUGGAGGCGGUUCUGACCUGAAGUGUUAUGAGUGUGGUGAACCUGGCCAUUUUGCCCGUGAAUGUCGCAAUCGUGGUGGUUCAGCAAGACGCCGUAGCCGUAGUCCACCUCGAUUUCGCAGGAGUCCAAGUUAUGGGCGAAGGAGUUUCAGUCCUCGUGGGCGGUCUCCCAGGCGCCGCAGCGUGUCACCUCGUGGACGCAGCUACAGCAGGUCACCACCUCCUUACCGUGCCCGUGAGGAGGUGCCAUAUGCUAAUGGAAAUGGCAUUAGGGAUCGACGCCGAAGCAGAAGUUGA